Messenger RNA from Mercurialis annua (annual mercury), 3142 nucleotides. Its product is annotated as B3 domain-containing protein Os07g0563300. NCBI's taxonomy places the organism in Eukaryota, Viridiplantae, Streptophyta, Magnoliopsida, Malpighiales, Euphorbiaceae. Gene Ontology annotation, molecular function: zinc ion binding; DNA binding. The record is from RefSeq and is a predicted model, not a curated record. The coding region runs from base 162 to 2783 and encodes 873 amino acids. The transcript is spliced from 14 exons.
UCCCUCUAAUUAUUUCUUCCAUUUUCAUCCUUCAAAAGCCCUCAAAAACUAACAAAAAACACUCAUAUAAUCCCUCAGAUCAAGCCCUAACCACUAAUUUACUCUCUAAUUUCUCAUGUUUUAGGUUAAAAAGUGAAGGUUAAGUGUGUUGGUAGCUAGCUAUGGCGACCAGUGCUCCUCCGACCUCUUGCUCGGCGUCUCCGACGGCGAAGAAAUGCUUCAAUUCGGAGUGUUCGGAGUUCAGAAUCAGAAAAGGCUGGCGGUUGCGCUCCGGUGACUUCGCUGACCUUUGUGAUCGAUGCGCUUCUACUUUUGAGGAGGGGAGAUUCUGUGAUACGUUUCACCUGAAUGCCACAGGUUGGAGGUCUUGUGAAUCUUGUGGGAAGCGAGUUCAUUGUGGAUGUAUUGUUUCAAUUCAUGCAUUUAUGCUAUUGGAUGCUGGAGGGAUCGAGUGCAUCGGUUGUGCUAGGAAAAGUUUUGUGCCACCAAGUACUCCAUGGCCACCUCCUUUAUAUUAUAAUACUCCUUUGUCGGAGAGAUUUAAAGACCUUCAUGUCAAAAAUUGGACUCAAUUAGCUGGAUCAGGUCCCGUGCCAUGGAGGCAAGCACCCAGUUUGUUUAAUUCCUCUGUUUCUCACUGUGAGAUGCAUCCAAGAACAUUAUAUGAAAUGGACAGGCUUGCUGCUGGUGAGAGAUCAUAUCCCCCUUCUCUGGAGAAAGGGAGAUUGGAUGACUUCUCGGAAAGAUUCAUAAAUGGGAGCCUAAAGCCCGGAAGUCGUGAUAUACAUGAGAAGGGGAAUGCAGGAGCCAACGUUGAGGAGAAAGCUGGUUCAUGCUUAAGUGUAUCGCACCAGCCUUCUUCUUUAAGGGAGGAUCCAUCUAAUCCUCAAAGAACGGCUAUGUCUUUUGCAUCUCUGAGUGAACCAAAUAAUGGGGUAUCAGGAACUCCUAUAAGGCAACCCGCGCCACCUUCAGUUUCAAAGCCAUUUCAUGGUAGUUUGCAUAAUGGAGUUGACUCACCGUCUGAGACUCAUAUUCGUAAUGGAAGGCCUCGAGCAGAUGCCCGUGCUAGAAGCCAAUUGCUUCCCCGUUAUUGGCCGAGGUUUACUGACGAAGAGUUGCAACAGAUCUCUGGAAAUUCAAAUUCCGUAAUCACCCCUCUGUUCGAGAAAAUGUUGAGUGCUAGUGAUGCUGGGCGAAUUGGGCGCUUAGUGCUGCCAAAAAAAUGUGCCGAGGCUUAUUUUCCGCCAAUUUCAAAUCCUGAAGGAUUACCGCUUAAGGUCCAGGAUUCUAAAGGCAGAGAAUGGAUAUUUCAGUUUCGCUUCUGGCCAAACAAUAAUAGCAGAAUGUAUGUUCUGGAGGGGGUAACCCCAUGCAUACAGAAUAUGCGGUUGCAAGCAGGCGAUAUAGUAACAUUUAGUCGAUUGGAGCCAGAAGGAAAGUUGGUUAUGGGAUUUAGAAAGACAUCAAAUCUUCCAUCAUCGGAUCAGGACAAUGAUACAUGCAAGACUGGUAAUGGUGUUUCUACCAAUGGAGAUGCUGAAUUGGCUGAUUCCACUUCUUGGUCUAAGGCUGAUAAGUCAGGAUGCACAGCGAAAGAGGUUCUGGAAGCGAAAUCUUCAACUAAAAAAAGGAAGAGCAGCACAUUAGGCUCAAAGAGUAAGCGAUUGAGAAUUGAAAAUGAAGACAUGUUAGAACUGAAGCUGACAUGGGAAGAAGCACAAGGGCUCUUGCGACCCCCUCCUGACCAUGUUCCUAGUGUUGUGGUGAUUGAAGGAUUUGAGUUUGAGGAAUACGAGGACGCACCAAUAAUUGGGAAGCCGACAAUUUUUGCUACUGAUAAUUCAGGUGAAAAGGUUCAAUGGGUGCGGUGUGAGUAUUGUUUUAAAUGGCGCAAAUUGCCUGCCAAUGCUGAUCUUCCUUUCAAAUGGACAUGUGCUGGAAACUCUUGGGAUCCAGACAGAUCAUUAUGCUCAGCAGGUCAAGAAUUGACAACAGAACAGCUUGCAGAUCUGCUACCAUCUUGCAAUUUAGCUGGUUCGAAGAAAAUGAAGGCUGUUAAACAGGAGACCGAGAAUGUCGAAGUGUUAGAGGGGCUGGACGCUCUUGCAAACCUUGCUAUUUUGGGAGAGAAUGAGGCGUUCCCAACCUCAUCACAGGCCACCACAAAGCACCCGCGACAUAGACCUGGCUGCUCGUGCAUUGUAUGCAUUCAGCCUCCUAGUGGGAAGGGUCCCAAACACAAGCAGACGUGCACGUGUAAUGUCUGCCAAACAGUAAAGCGCCGUUUCAAGACCUUAAUGAUGAAACGUGAGAAGAAGCAAUCGGAGAAAGAUGCAGAAACCACAAAGAAAAAGCCGCAGCAAUCUCUGCAUGAAAAACUGCCGGAUGAUGAGGCCUCGCCAUCAGGUAACAGUAGCAGCCCGAACAAGAAGUUAGUCGGUGAAGGAUCAGAUGAUGAUCCGAACAGAAUCAAAUCUUCGACGUCGCCAUUCAAAGGUCAAAUCGACCUUAAUAUACAGCCAGAGCGAGAAGAUGAGUUGUCUCCUGGUUCCGAUUCCGGAAGCACGAUGAAAAUGAUCCAGGAUGCCACAGAGAGGUAUCUCAGGCAGCAGAGAUUUCUGAGCUCCGACGGUGACAAUAUUUCAGCAGGUAAACAAACACUGGAAAGUCCGUCAGUGGUUGAUAGAAUUGAUACUAUUAAUGCACAUCAAGAUUCUGACAAAGAUCGCCCGAUAACAUUAUCCACAAAUGUUUCUCCGUCCUCUCCAGCAGCAGGGUAGAUGAUGCUUCUUUUCCGCAACAUACAUAUUACUGACUAUCCAACUUCUGUAGCUGGAUUCGAGGACAGUCUGUAAAUUUUCACAGCGGCGGGUGCGUCUUGGUCUGUAUAUAAAAUAGAAAUAGGAAGCAGGCCAGAAUAAUUUUGGUGAUUCAUAUAGUAUAAUGUGUAAAUUAGAUGGGUGCUGACUAGUUUUAGAGUUGAGAUCCUGAAUGUGGCAACUUAUUAAACUGGGUGGUUGGUUGAAGCUAUGUAUUUCAUUCUUAAGAGCUCACCACUACUCUCAUUCAGGAUCAAGGACAAUGUAACUGUGCCACUCUUUUUUUUUACUUGCUAAAAUGAGAGAUGUUUUCAUGUAAA